This is a messenger RNA of Manduca sexta (tobacco hornworm), 6355 nucleotides long. RefSeq names its product potassium channel subfamily T member 2 (gene SLO2). Gene Ontology annotation, molecular function: intracellular sodium-activated potassium channel activity. Gene Ontology annotation, biological process: potassium ion transport. The transcript has 23 exons. Lineage: Eukaryota; Metazoa; Arthropoda; Insecta; Lepidoptera; Sphingidae. Gene Ontology annotation, cellular component: membrane. The record is from RefSeq and is a predicted model, not a curated record. Bases 1424 to 5656 code for a protein of 1410 amino acids.
GCUUCGAUAUACACCGCCGCAUAGCCAGUCGAGAGCCGUGCCUCCGAGCGACGCCCGCUUCGUCGCUCCCUCGCGAAUAUAUACACAAACUCUAUACAAUAAUAGCGAACAUAAAGCAACUUCGAUGUUGUUAUCAUUUUACCAUUUCGCAUAAGAACGUGCUAUUUUUUUAAACCUAGCUUUGGGUUAACGCCGUCUUUGUUUUGUGAAAACACCUGUUCAAUGAUAUGAUGCCCUUAUGGCCAAGUUUACACCUCGAUAAUUUAUUAAUUAGUGUUAAUAGUGUUGUUUGAUGAGUAGACAAAGGGAUCUCGUAACUUACCACUUGUGUUUAUAGUUGUAUCAUCGCUUCUGUCGUCGUUUGGUAUUGUAAUAUGAUACUACAGAGACAUAAACAUACAUACAAUUUAUAAAAAGUUGAUACAAUAUCUACCCUUAAAAUUAUCUUCAUGUAGUAUAAUGAUGUUAAUUGACGUAUUUUUCACCGCCAUAGCUAAGUUUGAAUAGUUUAAACAGAGAUGGGCGGUUUAAGACAAAGUGUUCUAUUUCCAUCAAACAACAAAAAAACUUAUGAUUUUAUUUGAUAAUUAAUAGCGUCAUAAAUCGCAUUAAUUUUCAUAAAAGCUUUUAAGAAAAUUAGUAUAUAAUUGAAUACGGGUAAAUUAACUCGAUGAACAAACAUGCGAUUAUCUCAUACGUCAACAAAAACCUAUAGAGUUGAUAAUGAAAACAAUUUACUAAUAAACCAUCCUAAUUCAAGAUUUAAUAGCUGUAGUGAGAAAUAUUGUAGAGCGCGGAAUGUCAACUUUAUUGUAAUGUUACUAUGAAGAAAUAAUCUUUUUUUCACAAUCGAACAGAAUGUAACAAGUAUUUAUGUGUUUAAGUGACGUUAUAGUUCUCUAAAUCAAGCACGCGGUUAUCGCACCUUUAACUAUGAAUGUAUUCGCCAGAAUUUGGCGUUUGUCACAACUUCCGCCCGUUGCCUAAUUUAAAUACCAUAAAUAAAUAACCGCUAUAUGCAUAAUUAAGUGAAAUGUAGGUCGGACGAGUACCGAGAAUAAAUUUAGCCUUUCUAGACUCCCUUUAAAAUGGUCGACACAUUAUCAAACCAUUACAAAAGUAUAACAAUGAGGGUAUUUACAACACAUAAUUACGCAAUAUUUGUUUGAUUAAUUAGCUAUGUUCCUUUUAGGAUUAUUAACUGUGUCUUCAUUUUUAUUAUAAUAUUAUUGUAUCCAAUUGUUGAUGGUGGAAAUUAAUAAGUAAAUAUACUAUUAAAGGCACGAAAAAGCGAGCGUACCAUAUCAAGACAUAUUCACCUAGAUCUCAACCAUAUUUCCGGUGCACAGCGGCGGAUGGUAAAAUGAGUGUUUCGCUUGUCAUUGCAACUAAAAUGUAAUCAACAACUGAAAACGAAGACAGUAUGGCAGCCGUUAGUAGAUACAGUUCUUACAAUUGCCUAACCGGCUGGGAUAGUUACGAUAAGAUACCCAGAGUUCGAGUGGAGUACUAUGUAAAUGAGAACACAUUUAAAGAAAGACUGCAACUAUAUUUUAUAAAGAAUCAGCGUUCGAGUUUACGCAUUAGAAUAGCGAACUUAUUUUUCAAACUUUUGACUUGCGUUUUGUAUAUAUGCCGCGUUUGUGCUGAUGGGGAACCCAUUUCUGCGUCCUGUUAUGGCUGCAAGCCGGGAAAUAAGACUGAAUUUGAAUAUUCGGCUAACUUAACAGAAGAGGAAUUUCAAGAACACCCGAUAAUCAAUUGGGACGGGAUAAUAUGGGUCAACAGACCUUUAUAUUUAUGGAUUGUACAAGUGAUACUGGCCAUGAUAUCUUUUACGGAAGCUAUACUUCUAGCCUAUCUAGGCUAUAAGGGAAAUAUAUGGCAGCAAGUUUUGUCUUUCCACUUUGUACUGGAAAUGGUGAAUACAAUCCCAUUUGCCUUGACUUUGCCAUUUCCACCUCUACGAAAUCUAUUUAUACCGGUAUUCCUGAAUUGUUGGUUGGCCAAAAGAUCCCUGGAGAACAUGUUUAAUGACCUUCACCGCGCCAUGCAGAAGUCUCAAUCGGCUCUGUCACAGCAACUAAUGAUAUUGUGCGUUACGUUACUUUGUCUCGUCUUCACCAGUGUGUGCGGCAUACAACACUUCCAACGAGCUGGCCACAGACACCUCAAUCUUUUCCAAGCGACUUAUUUCGUCGUGGUGACAUUUUCAACAGUAGGUUACGGAGAUUUCGUUCCGGACAUAUGGCCAUCGCAACUUUUUAUGGUGAUAAUGAUAGGAGUUGCGCUUGUUGUGUUACCUACGCAGUUUGAACAGCUGGCAUUUACUUGGAUGGAAAGGCAGAAACUGGGUGGUUCUUAUUCCUCACAUCGUGCACAAUCCGAAAAGCAUGUUGUAGUUUGUUCAACAACACUCCAUGCCGACACGAUUAUGGAUUUCCUGAAUGAAUUUUACGCUCACCCUUUGCUGCAAGAUUAUUACGUUGUACUUCUGUCGCCAAUGGAACUUGAUACAACAAUGAGAAUGAUUUUACAGGUACCAAUAUGGGCUCAGAGAGUUAUCUAUAUCCAAGGGUCGUGCUUAAAAGACACUGAUUUAAUCAGGGCUCGAAUGAAUGAAGCAGAAGCAUGUUUUAUACUAGCUGCCAGGAACUAUGCUGAUAAAACCGCUGCCGACGAGCAUACCAUUUUAAGGUCAUGGGCUGUGAAAGAUUUUGCACCAGCUGUGCCACAAUAUGUCCAAAUAUUUAGACCCGAAAAUAAGCUGCAUGUGAAAUUUGCUGAAUUCGUGGUCUGUGAAGACGAAUUUAAAUAUGCAUUGUUAGCAAAUAACUGCACCUGCCCCGGCGCAUCGACACUGGUGACUUUACUUCUACAUACCAGUCGCGGACAGGAGGGACAACAAUCACCCGAAGAAUGGCACCGCCUAUACGGAAAGUGCUCGGGAAACGAAAUAUAUCACAUCGUUCUAGGCGACAGUCGUUUCUUUGGGGAGUACGAAGGCAAAAGCUUUACUUAUGCAAGUUUCCAUUCCCACAGAAAGUACGGAGUGGCAUUAGUUGGUGUGCGUCCAGCCGAAUUACCCGAAUUUUACGAGGAAACAAUCCUCCUGAAUCCUGGGCCCAGGCAUAUCAUGAAAAACAGCGACACAUGUUAUUAUAUGAGCAUAACCAAAGAAGAAAACUCGGCUUUUGUCGUUUCCGAGAAACAAACUGAGCACAAGCCGACAAUACCAAAGGAUCAAACAGCAUGUAGUCUUUUGUCGAAUGAGAAGAAAACAGGUGACGCGGAGGAGGGGCAGCAAAAAAAAACAGACGGUAGUAGCGUCGCUCAAUACGAUCUUCCACAAGUGAUUCUCCAAGCUCCCGCGAGUUCCACACCAAACGCAUCGCCAUUACGCAUCAACCAAGCUAAUACCGUUUCAUCCGCUAAUUUUACUGUCGCCUGCUCAAAAUACGGCGAAGGUACAUCGUCAGAUUCCAGGAUUUGUCUAAAAGAUUCACCGGGCACAGACAGUGCAACUGAUAGCCAUUUGUUGUUACCGAAACCUGACCACACCAAUUUCCUCAGCCCGGAUGCUUUAAACUAUCGACGAGGAAGCCGGCGACCUUCCAUUCUUCCUGUUCCUGACAUGGUAACUAGUAGCCUUAAUAUAACUCCUGAGAAUCAAGACGAAGAGGGGGAACCCGAUGAAAGCGAAGAUGAAUUAGAAGACGAUGUGCCAUGGAGGUCUCCUUCAGAAAAAAUAGCAAUUGUGAAGGGUUUUCCACCAGUGUCGCCCUUCAUCGGAGUCAGUCCGACGUUAUGCUACUUACUCAAGGAAAAGAAGCCAUUAUGCUGUCUACAACUAGCUCAGGUCUGCGAACAUUGCGCCUACAGGAAUGCCAAAGAAUACCAAUGGCAAAAUAAAACCAUAAUUCUCGCUGCCGACUACGCAUCUAAUGGAAUUUACAAUUUCAUCAUACCCUUGAGAGCCCAUUUUAGAUCUAAGACCUCUCUCAAUCCUAUUAUAUUGCUACUGGAGCGGCGGCCGGAUAUUGCAUUUUUAGAUGCCAUAUCGUAUUUCCCACUAGUAUACUGGAUGUUGGGAACUAUUGACUGCCUAGAUGAUCUAUUGAGGGCUGGAAUAACUUUAGCCGAAAACGUAGUUGUGGUAAAUAAAGAACUCUCAAACUCUGCUGAAGAAGACAGCCUUGCUGAUUGCAAUACUAUAGUCGCUGUACAAACUAUGUUCAAGUUCUUUCCAUCAAUCAAGUCCAUAACUGAACUAUCGCAAUCAUCCAACAUGCGUUUUAUGCAAUUUCGGGCGCACGACAAAUAUGCGUUACAUCUUUCAAAAAUGGAAAAGCGUGAAAAGGAACGCGGGUCUCACAUAUCAUACAUGUUUCGGCUGCCGUUUGCAGCUGGCUCUGUGUUCUCGGCUUCAAUGCUGGACACGUUGCUUUACCAGGCGUUUGUGAAAGAUUACGUCAUAACAUUUGUGCGUUUGUUACUGGGAGUGGAUCAAGCUCCUGGAUCAGGAUUUUUAACAUCGAUGAAAAUAACUAAAGAAGACAUGUGGAUCCGUACUUACGGUCGUCUGUAUCAAAAAUUAUGUUCAACCACUUGCGAAAUUCCGAUCGGAAUUUAUCGCACUCAGGAUACGACCCUUGCCGACGCAUCUCACCACGUGAGUAUGUCGCCAAGGAACCCGUCAAAAUGGUUUUGGUCACGCCUCGCGAGAAUGCGACCAUCGCGUGCAUCGCAGGAGGAAGGCGAAGGCGGAGAAUUUCCGGCGUGCGGGCGCCGGGAGGCUACCAGCUGCCUUGGUGGCUGCUACGGAGAACGCACGCCGGCGUAUUCCACAAGUCUCGCAGACGAAGCGCGGGAUAACCACGCACAACAAAUUGAGCGAGCAGAAAUUGCUAAUUUGGUUCGUUCACGGAUGGAAUCAUUAAAUCUCACCGGUGUUGAUUAUGACGACGUAAGCGAAAAGCGCAAUAGCCUGUCUUAUGUAAUUAUAAAUCCCAGUUGCGAUCUUAAUUUGCAAGAAGGCGACAUAAUAUAUCUCGUCCGACCAUCACCAUUCUCCGCACAAAAAACCUUCGAGCGUCAUAACAGCCGGCGUAAAUCAAAUAUUAGUUUCUGCUCUCAAGCUUUGAUACAAGCUCAAAGUGUGGCCAGUAGGAGGGGAUCAGGUAUCGGACCGAGCUUUUCACAACCGCGUGCACCUCUCUCUACUACUAAAGCCAAUUCGUUAUCUUUACCCGACAGUCCAACCAUCAUUACAGACUUCAGAGGCCGAUCAAAUUCACUCCGCGUCGUCGAUGACAUUCUGUUACGACGUUCAAAUUCUUUACGUCAGGGUCUCAGCGGCGUUGGUUCUCGACGACGAAAAAGCAGCCUCGAAGAGAUAGGCAUAUCACAUUUCAAUUCUUUGCUGCAGCACCAACAACAACAGCAACAGCAAGAUGCUAUAAAGAUAGCUCUCAAUGGCAGCAUCGGUUUGGAAGUGACACCGCCGGAGGAAAUGACAGACCGUAUGCUAGGUUCGAGCAUGCAACUGGGCGGGUAUCAAGACGUCGCAGCUGCUCUGCCUUCCACGUCGAUGGGGUCUUCCCUGACUGCGCCGCCAACCCCGGACCCGCAGCAAUUACAAGGAACCAUCGUAUGAUACCAUCUUAUGUGGGGACGACGACUCAGUUCCGUUAUUAGAAACAAGUGGACUUAGAAUUUUAGACUGGAGAGUUUAUUCCUUCAUUAAAAUAUUUAAUAUUAGCUACGUCCACUUUAUAUCGGAACUCGUUACUAUCUUGUAGCGUCUCUACUUGUUACGUAGUAGUAUACGUGCAACUUUUAUGAACUUAAAAACUGUAUUAACUAAAUGGUGGUGUGUAACUGUACGGAAAAAAGAGCUGUGUAAUUUAAGCGGGAUCAAUUAGUUCAUAGUUAAGGGGGGUAUAAUAAUAAAGUCGGCGUAACUUAGGAUGUAAAUAUCAAAAUUUUAACUACACAACUAUGUAUAUGGGUCUGUAUAUAUCAACAAUUGAAUAAAUAACGUUUACACAUACCUAUAUAAAAUGUAUAUAACUAUACAUAUAUUAGAAAUUAAUUCAAAUAAAACAUUAUAUAUACAUUAGUUAAUAUAUAAAAAGUAAAUAUUAUAGUAGGUAUCUAUCUUACAACUGAUUACUCUAGAUUUUAUUGACCAAAAUUACAUAUAAUAUGUAUAGCGUUUUUAACUAAAGAUUUGAGUCCGUAUAAAAAACGAAAUAGAAAAUACUUAUCUAUUGUUAGACACGUUCAUAAUUUGUAAACUUUAACUCAUAUAGUAUCAAAACCUCGAUAUUAAAUCGUAUAGUCAACAACAAAA